Messenger RNA from Laccaria bicolor S238N-H82, 3474 nucleotides. RefSeq lists its product as uncharacterized. The transcript has 18 exons. Bases 1 to 3474 code for a protein of 1157 amino acids. NCBI's taxonomy places the organism in Eukaryota, Fungi, Basidiomycota, Agaricomycetes, Agaricales, Hydnangiaceae. The record is from RefSeq and is a predicted model, not a curated record. Gene Ontology annotation, biological process: mitotic sister chromatid cohesion; DNA repair. Gene Ontology annotation, cellular component: nucleus; chromatin.
AUGGUCGCCCAGACUCGCCAUAGCGGCCAGCCAUCUCCAAAGAAGAAGCUCGCCUUCCACGAGAAGCUUGGUGGCAAGGGCCUCUCUACUGACGCUCUCCUGAAGAAACUCAAGACCCUCCAUACACAACUCGCGGCACUCGACCAAGACACGGUCGAUGUCGCCUCGCUCAGCACGGCCCGUAAAGAGCUCAUCAAUACCUCCAUCCUUCUUCACAAAGAUAGAGGGGUCAAGGCCUUCGCUGCAUGCUGCCUUGCUGACAUCUUGCGACUCUAUGCCCCCGAUGCCCCGUAUACUCAAGCUGAACUACGCGACAUCUUUCAAUUCUUCUUCCGCCAACUUUCAAAUGGGCUCAAGGGUCCAGAAUCAUCCUACUAUACCGAAUACUUUCAUCUCCUCGAAUCUCUAUCGACGGUCAAGAGUGUGGUGCUUGUUUGUGAUCUUCCUUCGGCGGACGAGCUUAUGGCCGAAAUCUUUCGUGAUUUCUUCGCUCUUGUUAGACGAGACCUGGCCAAGAAGGUCGAACUUUUUUUGGCCGACAUUUUGGUCGCCUUAAUCGACGAAUCCCAGUCCCUUCCAUCCGAAGCGCUAGAUACUCUCAUGUCGCAAUUCAUCGACAAGAACGCGCGCAUCGAACAUCCGGCCUAUCGCUUGGCAGUCCAAGUCUGCAACUCCACUGCUGAUAAACUCCAGCGUCACGUCUCUCAAUACUUCACUGAUAUCAUCGUCUCUCACGCACCUGAGGACGACUUUGACGACAUCCGCAAUGCACACGACCUUAUCAAACGCCUGCACCAUUCAUGCCCCGGCGUUUUGCCCAGUGUUAUACCUCAGCUGGAAGAAGAACUCCGCGCAGAGGAUCUAACAUUGCGGCUCAUAGCAACCCAGGUCCUAGGAGACAUGUUUGCGGACAAAGGUGGUCCUGACCUAGUCAAGAAGUAUCCCGCGACUUGGAACGCGUGGAUCGGGCGGAAGAACGACAAAAAUGUCCAGAUUCGCCUCAAAGUUGUAGAAGCCUCAAAAGCUCUUUUAACAAAUUUACCAGACCUCCGAGAAGUAUUAGAAGACAUGCUGAGCGCCAAGGUUAUGGAUCCGGACGACAAAGUCCGAGCAGCUGCGUGUAAGCUGUAUUCGCAACUCGAUUAUGAAGCGGCCUUGCAUCACGUAUCGGAAGCUCAACUGCGGGCAGUUGCUGAUCGAGGCAAGGAUAAGAAGCAAGUUGUGCGCAAUGAAGCGCUCAAUAGUUUGGGAAGACUAUACAGUCUCGCUUACCCAGAAAUUGAGAAUAAUGAGGCGUCAGCAAUCAAACAAUUCGCAUGGAUCCCUGAGGAACUUCUUCAAAUAACAUUCAGUACUCCUGAAGCUAGGUCUGCGGUUGAAAGGGUAAUGGCUGAAUACGUUCUGCCACUCCCUACACCAGCGAACGUCUCUGGAUCAAAAGGAAGUGAAAUCGACGAGGUCGCUUGGACGGAUAGAUUGCUAAGCACACUGAGAUAUCUCAGCGACCAGUCAAUAUCUACCCUGCUUUCUUUGUCUGGACUGAAACAGAUGUUUGUUGCCUUACCCUUGUCACCCCGUGAUUUUUGUUCGCUUGUCUCAUCUCCCUCCUUGCAGGGUGGGAUCAUCGACGAGGACGAGGAUGCAGUCAAACGGAAACUUGACGCUACAAUCGCGCAUCUUUCAGUUCUGUACCCGGAUCGGCAGAAAGCAUGCGAAGACUUGCGAGCUUUUGCAAAGUUGAACGAGAACCGACUUUACAAGCUCACGAAGACAUGUAUGGAUCCGCAAACAGACGUCAAAGCUCUAGUCAAAGCUACGAGUGAGUUUACUCGACGGCUAGACCAAUUAUCCACCACCAUCCUCCCUACGAUGACCGUUCUCCUGUACCGCGCCAGUUACCGCGUCUUGAACCAAUCUUCAAUACCCACACUGCUCAAGCGCGUGCAGAAGGGUCACAUCCGCCAGGCAGCUCUGCAUGCAAAGACACUGCUGACAUUUGUGUCGAAGCACUCACCAUCGUUGUAUAGAUCUCAUAUCAGCGAACUGACCAAAGCUAUUGCGGAUGAGAAACAUGAGACGUUGGUUGGGGUUGCUUUACAAGCUCUGGCUGGGGUGGUAAAGUGGGAUCAAACGCUGGCGCCUACAGACAAACGCACUAACGACCGCAUAACUCGCAUCGUGCUUCAAGAUAACUGGAGACAAUCAAAGUUUGCUGCCCGUUAUCUAGCCUUUUCAAGCAAUAAGGACGAGGCAUGUCUUAAGGCAAUCGAGUCCAUCGCGAGCGGCAUUAGUGACGGAUCAGACGUCCCUGUAGCAAGGAUAGCCGCUUUAGCUCAAUUCGCGAGAUAUGCCCCAGAUGCAUUCGAAUCGAAGAGCGAAGUUAUCAUGACGUUCCUGUUGAAACGGAUUUUUAUGAUACCUACCCCUCCUGAUCCGGUGUGUAGCGAAGAGUGGGUAGAAGAUGAGGAUGUGUCUGACAAUCUCAGGGCGAAGCUUCUUUCGUUGAAGGUGUGCAGAAAUCGCGGAUUGGCACACUCUGCGUCCGAAAAAGCUUUAGAAAUUGCAACACCAGUGCUCAAAAUGUUAGCCACAUUGCUUGAACAUAAUGGGUCUCUGGUACCCAAUGUCCAAGAAGAUCCCAAAGUCAUGUCUCGUAUGCGCCUUCAGGCCGCGAUAUCUCUUCUUCAUCUUUCGACCGUAGAAAGCUACUCGACGGCCAUUUUGCCCAAGUUUUUAAGAUUGGCUGUUGUCAUCCAGGAUUCUUGUUACAAUGUUCGCAUCAACUUCCUCACCAAGCUGCUCACGCUGCUACAACCUCGCAAAAUCUCUCCUCGUCAUAAUGUGAUACCCUUUUUAACUGUCCACGACCCAGAAAACGAGGUCAAGAAUAUGGCUUUAAUGGUCUCUGUGCUCCUCUGCGGUUUGUUCAUUAAUGCCCAAGCCGUGCGUGUCGAGCAUCUCGAAAUGACUUUUAUUCGCUUGCUCCAUGCCUUGGCCCACCAUCCGGAUUUCAACACAACACAUGACGAUUUGCUAGAUAUCGCAAAGUCAGUUCGCCUCGAAUCCAAUACCGCAUACGAACUAAUGGCAUCCAGAUAUGUACAAUUUUACCUUGAACUUAUGGCUACCCAAGACAAUAUCUCGCUUCUUUAUCACUUGGCUAUGAAGGGUAAGACAGUACGCGACCCUGAGGGGCAUACCUUUAGCGAGGCAAGUCGCCUUUCCCGACAGAACCUCUACAUCAUUUGUGAGCUGGCUCAGGAUCUAAUCAAAACCCGGGCGCAUGCGCACUCUUGGACUAUACAAAGCUAUCCAGGCAAAGUCAAACUUCCUGGUGACAUUCUCCGUCCGCAACCAAACGCGGAAACAAGCAGCAAGGUCUUGAAAACUGUGUAUCUCCCUGAAGAAACGAUAGCAUGGCUUGCCGAAUUAUCAAGAACUACAAAGGUUAGGGAGUCGAUGACUCGUGUGUGA